Linnemannia hyalina is the source of this 1890-nucleotide messenger RNA. The record is from the annotation of a GenBank genome assembly. NCBI's taxonomy places the organism in Eukaryota, Fungi, Mortierellomycota, Mortierellomycetes, Mortierellales, Mortierellaceae.
AUGUCCCGUAUUAUCUCUUCUUUGCGCCCUGUCAUGCGCUUGGCUACCUCCCAGGCCUCGACCCUCAUUCGCAUCCCUCGUUCCGCCGUCCCAGCUGUUCAGUCUGCAAAGGCAUUCCCUGCCUUGACUUCAUACCUCCAGAGGUCCGCUGGUUUCCACUCUCAGUCCACUGGCUUCCAGUCCGCUCUGUCUGCUUCCGUCCAAGUCGAGGAAACCGAGGAGGAGCUCCCUACUCGCUUCGAUGAGAUCGCUUCGUUGCACCCCAACACUGCCAAGGCCAUCAAGAGCGUCUUCAAGUACGAGACCAUGUCCAAGGUCCAAUCCGAGGUUCUCUCCCUACUUCCCACCGACACUGACAUGUUUGUCAAGGCCAAGACCGGAACUGGAAAGACCCUCGCCUUCUUGAUCCCCGCUCUCGAGACUGUUAAUGCCAAGUGCGACAAGAAGACCUUGGCCCGGGGUGACCUGGCCACUAUUUUGAUUGUCUCGCCUACUCGUGAGUUGGCCCAGCAGAUUGCCGACGAGGCCCGCAAGUUGGCCACCUCUCACCGCUUCAACGUUCACUGCCUUGUCGGAGGCGAGUCCAAGGGCCAGCAGAUUCGCCAGUUGAACAACAAGCGUGUUGAUAUCGUUGUUGGAACCCCUGGUCGUUUGAACGACAUGAUUGAGAGCGUCAGAGAGUUCCGUGAGCAGUUGGAGGGUGUCAAGACUUUGAUUUUGGAUGAGGCUGAUCAGUUGUUGGACAUGGGAUUCAAGGACAGCAUUGAGAGCAUUGUGGCUGCAUUGCCCAAGGAGCGCCAGACUUUGUUCUUCUCGGCCACCGUUUCGAAGCAGAUCAAGGCUAUUGCCAGAACCUCGCUCAAGCCCGACUUUACCUUCAUCGACACUGUGGACCCCAACGAAGCCAACACCAACUUGCAGGUCAACCAGUCCUUCAGUGUCACCCCUUACGAGCAGCAGUUGCCUCUCUUGACCCGCAUCAUUGAGGAUCACAAGAAGGAGAACCCCAACGGCAAGGUCAUGGUCUUCUUGCCCACCACCCGUGGUACCCAGCUCUAUGCAUCACUCUUUGAGGAGUUGACCUCCUACCGUUUGUUCUCGCUCCACUCCAAGAAGUCUCAGGAACAACGCACCAGAACUUCAGACCGUUUCCGCAAGAGCAAGAGUUCGAUUAUGUUUACCUCUGAUGUGUCUGCUCGCGGAGUUGACUACCCUGAUGUCUCGCUCGUUAUCCAGGUCGGAAUCCCUUCUUCCAAGGAGCAGUACAUUCACCGUGUCGGACGUACAGGUCGUGCAGGAAAGACUGGCGAGGGUAUCUUGAUGAUCACCCCCAUGGAGAAGAGCUUCCUCAACACCAUGUCGGACUUGCCCUUGACCAUUAAUGAGACUUCGAAGCAGAUUAACGAGAUUAUGGAGGAUGCCCAGCUGAUGGAUAAGUUGGCUGUUGCCAAGCAGGCCCAGGAUCCCGAGAUGAUUCACGACGCCUUCACAGCCUACCUUGGAUACUAUACCGGACGUACUGAUGUCCUCACCUGCCCUAAGCGCGAUAUCCUCGACAAUGCCAAGGAGUACGUAACUAGUCUCGGUGCUGAUGAGCCUCCUCACCUCAGCGAGGCCUUCUUGAGCAAACUUGGAUUGAACCAGAGAUCGUCCAGAUCAUCGUCCUCCUCCCGUGGCGGAUACUCUCGUGGUCGCGACAAUGGCCGUGACAACAACAGCCGAGAUCGCUCUUCAUCCAGAUAUGGCCGCGACAGAGAAUACGGCAACAGCAACAGCAACAGCAACGGCUACAGCAGUGGUCGCCGGACAUUUGACCGCAACGACAACAACAGGAACGAUCGCGGCCGCGACCGCAAAGAGUUCUCUGAUCGUUUCUUCUCCAAGGACUAA